AUGCGUUACUUAACAGACACAAGCAUGGUUGGACAAAACGAUCAGUUGUCUUCUCAAGAGAUCUUCGCCCUGGAAGACAAGUAUGGGUGCCGCAACUACGCCCCCGUGCCUGUUGCCAUUAGCCGCGGCGAAGGUGUUUUCGUUUGGGACGUCGAAGGAAAGAAGUAUUACGACUUUUUGAGCGCAUACUCCGCAGUGAACCAGGGUCACUGCCACCCAAGGAUCAUCGCUGCUCUCAAGCAACAAGCUGAGAAACUCACCCUUGUAUCCAGAGCUUUCUACUCGGAUCAGCUGGGUAAGUUUGAGAAAUUUAUGACGGACCUUCUUGGUUUCGACCGUCUGUUGCCCAUGAACACUGGCGUAGAGGGCGGUGAGAGUGCCUGCAAGAUUGCAAGGAAAUGGGGAUAUGAUGUCAAGAAAAUUCCGGAAGGACAAGCAAAGAUUAUCUUCGCUGAAGGCAAUUUCUGGGGCCGCACGAUGUCUGCAGUGUCAGCAUCAUCGGACCCUAGCUGUUACAAAGGCUUCGGCCCCUACAUGCCUGGCUUCCACCUCAUCCCUUACAACAACACUGAUGCUCUAGAGAAGGCACUUCAAGACCCGAACGUAGCGGCAUUCAUGGUAGAGCCCAUUCAAGGCGAGGCGGGUGUCGUGAUCCCCGACGACGGUUACUUGAGGAAAGUAAGACAGCUGUGUACCAAGUACAACGUCCUUUGGAUCGCCGACGAAGUACAGACCGGUUUGGGUCGUACUGGCAAACUGUUGGCGGUGAACCAUGAAGGAGUCAAGCCUGACAUUCUGAUCCUGGGCAAGGCGCUCAGUGGAGGAGUAAUGCCAGUGUCCGCAGUACUGGCCAACAACAGUGUCAUGGAUGUGAUCACACCCGGUACUCACGGAUCUACAUAUGGAGGCAACCCACUUGCUUGUGCAGUAGCCACUGAAGCUAUUAAGGUGCUGUUGGAAGAGAAACUAUGUGAGAAUGCCGAGAAGCUCGGUAAAAUUCUGGUUGAAGAGUUGAACAAAAUUCCCAAGAACAAGAUCACCACAGUGCGAGGCAGGGGACUCAUGUGUGCCAUCGUUAUUCAUGACAGCAUCUCAGCAUACGACGUUUGCUUGAGGCUGCGUGACGCCGGUAUACUGAUGAAGACCACACACGGACAGACAAUCCGCCUAGCACCACCGCUAGUCAUCACUGAACAACAGAUUCGCGAGGGAGUCAACAUCAUUCGCACAGUACUCGAGAGCUAUGAUAAAUAA
This is a messenger RNA of Spodoptera littoralis (African cotton leafworm), 1254 nucleotides long. The record is from the annotation of a GenBank genome assembly. Lineage: Eukaryota; Metazoa; Arthropoda; Insecta; Lepidoptera; Noctuidae.